This is a messenger RNA of Spirometra erinaceieuropaei, 909 nucleotides long. Lineage: Eukaryota; Metazoa; Platyhelminthes; Cestoda; Diphyllobothriidea; Diphyllobothriidae. The record is from the annotation of a GenBank genome assembly.
AUGCGCUGGCAGUUCCCUGACACCUGUGUUUCUGCAGAAACACACUGCAGCGAGCCGGACGACAGAAGGUCAGAACUACGCUACCUCCAGCGCCUCUUCAUGGCCAACGGGUAUCCUCGCAACUUCAUCGAACGCGGUCGACAGGCCGGACCGAGCCGACGUUUGGUGACAGAACGACCAACAAUAUGGCGGGCGCUUCCAUACAUCGACGGCGUUUCUGAGGCCGUCUCGCGUCUCUUAAGACCGCUGGGGAUCGGCAUCGCCCACCGACCGGAGUCAACAAUUCGACAUCUGGUCAUGAGACCUAAGGCCCCUCUGCCACUAGGCGAAACCACGAACGUCAUCUACCGGAUCCGGUGUAACUCUUGCGAAGUCAACUACAUUGGGGAAACCGGCAAACGGCUACAGACCCGUGUUGGAGAACACAUGAGGGCAGUACGGCGAAUGGACCCUUUGUCUCUGGUGGCCGAACACUGCGCCGAUGCCGGACACACGUUCGCCUUUCAGCAUGCCGAAAUUCUGGGCCGGGGAAACGAUCGCAUAGCCAGGGAAACAAUCGAGGCUUGGCACACGGGGACAACCUCCAUCAACCGCUGUGUGACUCUUCCCGCUGCCUAUCAAGCCCUUCGAGCGCAGCUCAGUAAACAAAUGAGCAGACGUGCACCCAGGCUAAACAUGAAUCCAGACAUGAGCGAGCCCAUGGCGGAUACACACCCAGCCACCCCUCAACCGGGUUCCGACGAAGGCGCAGUCCUCACCACAGCCGGUCCAUCUACUAGUCCGGCGGACGAGAAAACGGACAGUCGCUGCGGCGUAAACAAGAUUGCCAGGCUUGGACGACAGCUACGGUCAAUGAAGGUACGAACGACGACCACCAACGUCUCAACGCCGGCUUCCGAUGUAGAUUGA